AUGCCACGACGUUCAUUCACUCUCACUUCAUCACUUAAUCAGUAUCCGAGUGAUACAGAAUCAAUGCACCAACCGCAGUGGAGGAUACGUUCAUCGGUCGAGCGGUCAUCCAGUGCUGUAGACAUAGACGGAUUCGUUAGUAUGAGACGUCGAAAAUCCGAUGAUAAAGCUUUCAAUGCGGAUCCUAAAUCGAUACUUGUUCCACCCAUACCUUAUCCAAGAAAUUGCUCAUUGUUCUCAGAACGAUUAAGACGUGAUCGAAAUUCACCAUCUCAUUCGUCAUUAAAUUUUCCAAUAACCGGAAAAUAUAUAACUUCGAAGAAUUCGAGCGACGUGAAAACAACCACAACAACAUGUAUGCAAAAUAUUUCAAAUGGGUUUAUCGAAAAUGACAGUGUGCAAUUAGCGAAUGGGGAUGUACUGGCGGUAGGUUCAAAAGAUCCUAAUAACGAUGUUAGUGCCAAAAGAGUAUGCUUUCAAUGUUGCAAUCUGCAAAAACAGCUGUCUGAUUUAUCAUGCAGAUUGAAACAAGCAACGGAUGAAAUGAAUAGUAAAUCAGUUGGAGAGCUAAUGAGGAAGACAAAAGAGAUAGUUGUUAUUGAUAAAAGUGUUGGAGGCUCAUGUGAAAUACUUAAUGAUACAAUUACCAAAUGGAUAAAGGUGGAAAAGAAAGACACUGCCAGUGAUGCGUUGCUGAUCGAAGUUGAUGAUAAGAGGACAAGUAUAUCGUUGGCAGAUCAAGUCGAAAUGCGGUGGUAUAAAGAUAUCGCCAGUUCACCUGUUCCAGAACCACAGCUCCAUUCGAUUGGAGUUACAACAGAAUGUCAUUUUGAAUGUAAUACUGGAGCGAUGGUCGUUAAAGGUGAAUUGCGAUACUUCCAAAUAUACAAAUUUAGUGAUACGACUGUUAAAAUUCAAAACUAUUCAAGGUUUCAAAAUCAACUAUUAUUUUAUGCAUUUGUUUUGUUCAGUAGUGAUUCAUGA
Messenger RNA from Loa loa (African eye worm), 984 nucleotides. RefSeq lists its product as hypothetical. The transcript is spliced from 5 exons. Lineage: Eukaryota; Metazoa; Nematoda; Chromadorea; Rhabditida; Onchocercidae. Bases 1 to 984 code for a protein of 327 amino acids. The record is from RefSeq and is a predicted model, not a curated record.